ACCAAGCUGAGAUGGCAGCCUCACUCAGUUGUCUGAACCGGUGAAAUCAUAUAGGAUAAAGACGACCGAUAUACCAGACAAUCGUUUCGUUAAUGUUAUGCGGAUCAUCCGUUAUCGAGCUUGUCUCAGGUUCGUAAACCACAGCCAAGGGACCAGUCUGACUGCAGUGAAUGACUUAACGUUAGCAUAUUAGCUAGCUAUAGUAGCUGACAAACUAGCUGUAGCUAGUCAGUUACAAAUUGAUAACUUAACAAAUGUGAAAAAUUCAACGUUUGAACAAACUGAAACGAUUCACGUAGAACGUUUCUAUGAUUUUGACAGAAAGCUGAAUUGUAGGUAGUGUCGCUCGCCUAGCUCCAGCUAGCCAGUGUUCGGCCUGUUUGUUGUUGUUUAUGUUUAUCUAACGUAGCUAGAUAAACCGCUGAGGACUAACUAGCUAGCUAUCUAGUCUCCAAGAUGUCAUCGUGGCUGGGUGGACUGGGCUCCGGCUUGGGCCAGUCGCUAGGCCAGGUCGGGGGAAGCCUGUCCUCAUUCACCGGACAAAUAUCCACCUUCACAAAAGAUAUGCUGCUGGAAGGAGUUGAAGAAGUUGAAGGUGUUUCCACUGAGCUGCAGGUGUCCAGUUCUAAGAUGGAGCAAGUGGAGGCUGAGAAUGAGCGUUUAAAGAGGAUCCAUGCAGAGCUGGAGGAGAAGCUGGAGGCCUCAGAGAUCCAGAAUAAACAGCAGUCUGCUGAGUACAGGAUCCUGAUGCAACAGAGAGAUGUAGAGAUCAGCCACCUGAAGGCCCGUCAAACUGGACUACAGGAAGAGGUCCAGAAGUUACAACACUCUGCCCAAUCAGUUUCCUCCGGCUCAGCUGUACUUCCUGUCACCUCCGACUCCACCACCACUACCCGUCCCCGGGGGAGCGCCGUCCAUCAAGGUUUCCAUGGCAGCGACGAGAUGGACUUCAGUGACGUGAUCUGGUCCCAGCAGGAGAUUAACCGUCUGUCUACGGAGGUGAUGAGGCUGGAGGCCGAGGUCUCCCACUGGAGACGCGUGUCUCAGGCAUCCGAAGCCCCAGGAGCAGGAAACGGUGACCAGGGAGAGGUUCUGAAGCUGCAGAGGAUCAUUAAGGAGUUGCGUGAGGAGAUGGGUCGUGAGGUAGAUGAACACCAGCAUGAGUUGGCAGCGCUGCAGGACGCACAGAGACAGAAGAUGGCCGACGUCAUCCGGCGCCACCGGGACGAGCUGGCAGAGUACGAGGAGAGGAUAGAGGAGCUGGAGGAACAGAAACAGACUGGAGGUAACAGUCCAGCCAGCGUUACUCACGACUCCUCCUCUAAGGCCUCAUCCCUCCACAGCACCUCCUUGCAGGAGGCAGCAGAGGAGAGACUGAAGGAGCUCACAGCCAGCCUGGAGGAGGCAGCAGAGGAGAGACUGAAGGAGCUCACAGCCAGCCUGGAGGAGGCAGCAGAGGAGAGACUGAAGGAGCUCACAGCCAGCCUGGAGGAGGCAGGGAGGAGGCAGGCUACACUGCAGCGGGAAAAGAUGGAGGCGCAGGCUGAGAACGCUGAGCUGCUGCAGAACAACACACAGCUGCAGUCGUCAGUCACAGCGCUCCAGACACGCGUCCAGGAAGAGAAGGCCUGGAAUAAGGCCCAGCUAGACCAGGAGAUACAGGGGCUGACGAAUGCUCUCGCAGGGGCGGAGCGGGAGAUGUUGAGAAUGAAGACUCUUGAGAGGGAACCGAAGAGCCAGGUGGAACGUGCAGACGUUCUAGAACUCAACGCCAUCAUUGGAACCCUGAGGAAAGAGAAGGUUAUGACGGAACAGGAAAAGAUGAAUCUACUGGAGAGACUUGCGUGUGCCGAGGACAGAGUGGAGUCAGACGUCCUAGACAGACGAGAGUUCUCCCCAGCCGCCUCAGAGCAGAUAGCAGAGCUGAGGGCCGAGCUGGAGAAGAGAGAGCAGGCCCUGAAAGACAACCGAGAGGAACGAGACACACUCCUCAUCACGCUGGAAGAACUGGACCGACACAACACGGAAGCUACACAGCAUGUGAUCUCAGUGAAGGAGAAGCUCUCUGUUCAGCUGAAGGAGUCUGAGACAGAGGUGUCCAGGUUGCAGUCAGAGCUCAGUACCACCACCGACCAGAGGGUGGCGCUACAGGAAGAACUACAAGCCCAGCAGGGGAAACUGAGCCAGAGUGCUUACAUCCUGAACGAUCUCCACAUGGGCAAGCAGCAGCUGGAGGCCACCGUCAAAGAGUUGAGGGAGAAACUUGGAUGGGCAACAACGAUGGGCAAAGAGACCCAGAUGCUCCAGAGAACCGUACAGGAGAGGGAGGAGCAGCUGUCUGCUGCCCGGGCAGAGUUGUGUGAGGCUGGGGAGAGAGGGAGAGAAUCCGGGGGGUCCAGUGAGGAGCUGGAGGAUCUUAGGAGAGAACUGGCUGAGAUGAGGAGCUCCCAGGAGAAGGUGAUGUCAGAAGACUACGAGAUGAAGAUGGAGAAGCAGAGGCUGAAGACAGAGGCUGAGCAUGCUCAGGGGAGGAUAGAGGAGCUGGCCAGGCAGGUCAGGGAGUUCCAGGAUGCUCUCAACAGGACGGUCCUGGAGAAGGACACCCGCAUCGAGGCUCUGAAGCUGGAGAAGAGCCAGCUGGAAGGGGAGCUGGUCCAGGCAGAGAGAGGCCUACAGGAGCAGGUCAGGCAGUACCAGCAGACCAUCGAGGAGCUGACCGCUGCCCGCUCCAUGGACGCCUCGGCACUGCAGACGGCGCAUGAGAGGACGGUGAAGCUGAACCAGGAGAAGGACCUGAAGAUUUCCCAGCUGAGGAGAGACGUGGAACAGAUGGCCUCCGAACACAGAGACACCGAUGAGAUGCUAUCCGUCACCGUGGCCGAGGAGAAAAAACAGCUGAUAGACCUCCUCCAGGAGAAGGACUCCUUCACGGAGAGCCUGAGAGCCAACAUGGCCGCCACCCAGAGGGAGCUGGAGGCCGUGGUCCAGGCAGCCACCCAGGAGGCUGAGACCCUGAGAGGAGCUCUGGAGGAGAAGGACACGCAGCUGGGAUGCAUGAAGGAAGACAACAGCCACCUGAAGGAGGAGAUGGAGCGUCUGACGGACCAGCUAAGUAGACCCCAGCCUCCCGGCCUGGCCGAGCCACGCGCCCCGGACAUCAUCACCGAACUGGAGAAUGAGAUCACCCAGCUGAAGACCUCAGGAGAUGCCUCGAGGAGGACCGUAGAGGAGCAGCAGGGACAUCUCCUCUCCUCCCAGCAGUCUCUCCUGGCGCAGCAGAACGAGUUGGAGCAGGCCCACCAACGCCACGAGCAGAGCAGAGAGAACUACGAUAGGCUGAUCCACGCCAAGGACGAGGAGAUUAGACGCCUGCAGCAGGAAGUAGAUCACCUCGGCCCUACCCAAUACUCCCAGGAACAGGAAGUGGUCAUUCUCCAACGGGAAGACGAGACCAAGUCGUCCCUGAAUAACAGGGAGAACGGCAACGAGAAACACGACCUGUCCAAGGUGGAGGUAGAGAGUCUCGUGAAGGGCAUUAAGGAGAAGGAGACGGAGAUCAACCAGCUGAAUGAGAAGAACCAGAACCUGACCAGACGGCUGGAUCAGCUGGUGGUCUCCAGAGAGGAAAUGGGGAAGCUCAGCCAGAUGGUCCAGCAGAAAGACGUAGAGAUCCAGGCGCUGCACUCCCACGUCUCCCUGGGGGGAGGAGGCCACAGCCAAGACGUGUUGUCCCUCCAGCAGCAGCUGCAGGCCUACGCCGUGGAGAGAGAGCAGGUCCUGGCCGUGCUGAAUGAGAAGACGAGGGAGAACAGCCAGCUGAGGGGGGACUACCAGCACAUCAUGGACAUCGUAGCAGGGAAGGAGGCUGUGCUCCUCAAGGUCCAGCAGGAGAACAUGAGGCUGUCUACCAUGUCUGACCCCUCAGGGAGUCGAGAGAUGUUCAGAGAGACCAUUCAGAACCUGUCUCGGAUCAUCAGAGAGAAGGACAUUGAGAUCGACGCGCUGACCCAGAAGUGCCAGACAUUGGUGUCGGUGCUGCAGGCAGGAGACUCUGGAGGCGUCAGCUCCAACCAGUUUGAAGAGCUGCUGCAGGAGAGGGACACACUGAAACAACAGGUGAAAAAGAUGGAGGAAUGGAAGAUGCAGGUGAUCACCACAGUAAAGAACAUGCAGCAUGAAUCUGGCCAGCUGGUAGAGGAGCUCCACAAGCUACAGGGACAGGUGGAUGCUGACAAAGACUGCACCUCCGAUCUCUCCGUGGACUACAGCCGUCUGAUCCACAGCUAUGAGCGGAAGGAGAGGAAGCUAGGCAGUCUCAGUCACGAACUAGCCCACGUCCAACAGACCAUCAGCCAGCUGAGCAGUACUAAAGAUGUCCUCCUGGGGAAACUGGACAGUGUGGCGCAGAGUCCCCAAAUCACCCCACUGUCUGCUGCUCUGACGUCUUCUGCCCAGCCUCCUGCUGCAGUGGAACCUCCCAGACACCAGGUGGCAGCACCUGCAACACCGGGGAACCAGGAAGGACUGAGACAGGAGCUGGAGUCUCUGAGAGCCCUCCUGUCUGAGAGGGAGACUAUAAUCAGGACCUUGCAGGAGAACAACCACCGCUUGUCUAACUCAGCCCAGGUGUCAGAGAGCGAGCAGCGCGGCCAGGUCGACGAGGCCAGACAGGUCAGAGAGAGACUGGACGCCCUGCAGCUCUCUGUCAGGGAGAAAGACCUGCUCAUUAAGACUAAAGGAGACCAGCUCAAUCAGGUGAGUGAGAACCUGAGGAACCGAGAGAGCGACAACGAGCUGUUAAAACAGGCCGUGACCAACCUGAAGGAGAGAGCUCUUAUCCUGGAGAUGGAUACUAGGAAGCUGAAGGAUGAGAACGAGGCUGUGGCCCAGCGGAGCCGGGAGAAGGAGUCAGAGUUCAGAGCUCUGCAGGAGACCAACAUGCAGGUGUCCCUCCUCAUGAGGGAGAAGGAGUUUGAGAGGAGCGCCGUGUCGGAGAAAGCUGCCGCCAUGGAGAAGAUGCUCAAGGACAGAGAACAGGGCAACAGUCAGAGGUCAGGGGAGCUGAACCAGCUCCUGAACGAGCUGAGGUCCAUGCAGGAGAAAGCUGUGGCCUUCCAGCAGGAGAGAGACCAGGUCAUGCUGGCUCUCAAACAGAAACAGAUGGACACCACAGCCGUACAGACUGAGCUGCAGCAUGUGAAGGACAGAGAGCAGCGGUUGAAGUUGGAGCUGGACCGGCUACGUAACCACCUGCUGGAGAUAGAGGACACCUACACACGGGAGGCCCUCGCCGCCGAGGACAGGGAGGCGGAGCUACGUAGGAGGGUCACGCUAUUGGACGACAGACUGGCUACAUCCUCCAGUCAGGUGGAGAGCACCAGCCACCAGGCGUCUCUCCAGGUGGAGUCUCUCCAGGAGCAGCUGAGUGGAACGGUGAGGCAGAGAGACAAGGCCCUGACCCAGCUCAGAGCAGCACGGGACCAGGUCAACCAGUACGCCGUGUCCCUGUCCAACCUCCAGGUGGUGAUAGAGCAGUUCCAGCAAGAGGAGAAAGCCAUGUAUUCCUCAGAGCUUGAUAAGUACAAGAGGGAGAAGGACGAGUGGAGAAGAAAAGCAGUUAACCUGGAGGACAGAGCCUCUGCUCUUCAGAUCAACCUAGAUGAGGCUAACGCUGCUCUGGACUCCGCCACCAGACUCACUGACCAGCUGGACCUGAUGGAGGAGCAGUUAGAGGAGCUUAAGAAACAAGUUGACGUGAGGCAGGAGAUGUUGGAAGAAGCUCAGGACAAGUUGAUGACCGUGCUGAAUAGCACCGAGGGUAAAGUAGACCAGGCUCUGAUGCGGAACCUGUUCACGGGGUACUUCCACACCCCGAAACCCAAACGCUCCGAGGUGCUGAGGCUCAUGGGUAGUGUCCUGGGACUGGACAAGGAUGAGGUCAACCAGAUGUUGGAGGAGGAGGGGGGUCGUGGAGGCUGGGUGUCCAGCUGGUUGGGGGGUAGAACCGUACAGAGUGGCCCCAACACACCACAGAGACCUGGAGCAGGACAGGGUGGAUUCAACAACUCUUUCUCUGAGAUGUUUGUGAAGUUCCUGGAGGUGGAGUCUAGCCCGGUGGUUCCUGCCCCCAGACUUCCUGUCUAUGACAUCAACCCCCUUAGUGCCCCGCCCCCUGGGAGGACUACCAGCUCAGCCUGGGCUCAACAAUCAGAAGGAGGGGCGGCAGCCGGCAGGGGACAGAGGGCAGCAGGGGAGUCCAACCCUUUCCUAGCUCCCCGCUCUGCGGUCGUGCCACUGAUGCAUCAUGGGAGUGGUAGCUCCAGUGGGUCGGGAGGACACCACCUCCUGAUGAAACCUAUCUCAGACAACCUUCCCACCUUCACGCCUGUGCCUGUCUCUCCCGAGAGCGGAGGGCAGGUGCUCAAAGACUUACUCAAGCAGUGAUUGGAGCCACGGCCUGUCAAUCAGAGCUCCUCGUCCAAUCAGGAGGAACGUAGACACUACAAUAGACCGUUAUUACUGUGCUCCUUUCGUCCAACUGUCACUCAGUGAUGUCACUAACUUCCACACAGCAGGACAUGUCACCCUCUCUGAUUCACGGGCAGUUUGUUGGGUUGAAAUAGUAUUUUUGUUUUUUUAUUUACUAAAGAAGGAUCCAUUCCGUUGGCUAUAUUAAGGAAGACGAUCAGGACUCAAUGCGCUGAGUGUCCCAUUCACUCAGUGUGUGUAACCUGUUCUGCCAGGGCAUUGUUAGACAGACAGAGAGUUGAUGCAUUGAACAAAGAGGGAAGUGUACGCCUCCUGUUUUCUAGCUGUACAAUAUUAACGUGAUGGAGAACAUCAUCACUGUUUGGACAAUUUGAAGAUAAGUUUUGUAUUAUUUUAAUUGAAUUUUAGCCGUAGGCCUAAACUCUGGUUCUGGCCCAAAUAGCACUCUAAUCCCUACUUUUGACCUGAGCCUUACGGUGCCUGGUCAAAGGUAGUGGACUAUGUAGGGAACAGGGUACCAUUUGGACUGUCUGAUCUGAUGCAAGGCUUGCCUGAUGCUUCCUGGCAACAGCAAUGCUGUAGAGAUUUUAAUGUGAGACUUGCUCUAUGCAUCUGGUGAAACCAUCCAGACGUUUGUGCUUAAUCUUCUGUUUUCCAGACAGAGAAAUGGUGAUCAGCCACACGGCGUUACUGUGGUAAAACUGGUAAUAACAGGCUGUGGUUUGAUCAGAUCGCUUGACUAUGGUUCCGUUCCAAAUAGCACCUUAUUGCUUAUAAACAUACAGUGCAAUUAUAUGUGUGAGUGUGUACAGUACCAGUCAAAAGUUUUAGAACACCUACUCAUUCAAGGGUUCCUCUUUAUUUUUACUUUUUUCUACAUUGUA
Messenger RNA from Salvelinus namaycush (lake trout), 7373 nucleotides. RefSeq names its product thyroid receptor-interacting protein 11-like. NCBI's taxonomy places the organism in Eukaryota, Metazoa, Chordata, Actinopteri, Salmoniformes, Salmonidae. The record is from RefSeq and is a predicted model, not a curated record. Gene Ontology annotation, biological process: Golgi organization; endoplasmic reticulum to Golgi vesicle-mediated transport. The transcript is spliced from 32 exons. Gene Ontology annotation, molecular function: small GTPase binding. The coding region runs from base 457 to 6444 and encodes 1995 amino acids. Gene Ontology annotation, cellular component: Golgi apparatus.